AUGCGGUCUUACCUGCCAACUCUUCUCCUCCUGCUCACGCAAGGAGCUUAUUCUCUCCCUCAGAAGGCUACCGAGAAGACAGUCCCUGCUCCUCCAAGCCCUGAACCCAUUAAGCUUCAGACUCUGCCUCUUCCGCCGGCCAUUGCGGAUGACGCUGGCCCGGGAGACUGCAACUCGACCAUCAAUCCGAAGGGAACAGGCUGCACCGGGAAGACACUGCAUCUCGGGUCCGGUAGCUUCUUACCCGACGGGAAACACGUCCUCGUUCAAGUCACUUUUGUCGGCGCGCCUGCGGCACCUGACAAGGCCAGCAUCUAUACCGGAACCCAACUCAUCACUGUCAAGACCGAUGGAAGCAAAUUCCCCAACGGAGAUCCUUGGAAAUGUCUGAGCUGUGGCGUCUACCGAGAGAAGACAGAGGAGCUCGAAUAUCCUCAGGCAUUUCGUGAUGGGAAACGCGCACUGGGCGGCUCCUCCAUUCUCGACUGUGGAAAAUACGAUCUAGUUGACCCCCGUUGCACACCUCAAGUCGCAAAGUGGUAUUCCAUUCGCUGGAACACCAAUGCCGACGGUUCAGGUCCUGGUGGUGACAUCAGAGAGCUCCGUCUUCACCCGGAUAACGUGCACUUGGGUUUCAAUUCUUUCACCCAGGUCGACGGCAAGCUUGGUCAGAAUGCCUACUUCUCCAGGCUCAUCUUCAACCCGUCUCCCAAAACUGGCCUCCCCCUUGGUCCUAGAUAUGACCUCCUCAAUGUUACCCUACUCGCCGACCCAAGCGAUACACAGCCAAUCGAGGUCAAGGGAGACGAGUUGGUCAUAAACCCCGGGGCUAUCACAGUGGGAGAGCUUAGAGGCUUCACCGGUGAUGGAAAAGAGGUGACCUACGUCGGCUAUCCUAGUGAAUCGUCAAACAUUGACGCCUAUGCUGUCGAUCUGACCACCGGAGCAGUCCGGCGACUAACCAGUCACCCUGAAUACAUCGACCCUCUGGACUUUUCGCCGGACAGUCAAUGGCUUGUCGCAAUUGAUACCCGCGGCACUGAUCGUCAGAUGUGGCUCUCUGGUAUGCGCCACAUCCCCCCAAUCACAGACUUGGUCAGCACGUCAGUGACAUCUGCCACCCGCAAUAACGGCCGAAGACGAUUCUUUCGACCAUAUUUACUUGACAAGUAUGGCGAUCGAGGAGACUACUACGGACAGAGACUCAACGGCCAAGGAUCUGGUGUGGCUGGCAGUGGUGACUACAACGACCCCGAGUGGAACGCCAGAGCUGAUCCUCGGUGGUCUCCUGAUGGCACCCAGGUUGUGUGGUGGGAUGAGAUUACACUCUCCCCGGCGUGCGGAGGUCAGAACCCUCUCCCAUGCUAUCCCUCCAAGGAACCUUGGGGCAGAGCUCAGCGUGUGGUUGUGGCAACUCUCACAAGCCGCAAGCCAUACGCGCCUGUCAAGGUCAAGGCAGCAUCGGAUACCGUACCUUGGGGUAUUCGGUAUGUUCCCGGCAGCAAAGACGUGGCUCGCCCACGGGUUCCAGCUGGAAACUACACACUGCCCGGAAAGCACAGCGGAUACGCCAAGAUCCGGCUCCGUGACAAUUCUGCUGGAUCUCUCAGCACUGUCAGCGUGGAAUACUUCAAGUUUUCGGACGAUGGCAAGUUUGUUCUUAACGGCACAGAGAGCGUCAAGGCUACAGCAGGGUCAGCGACAUUGACCUUGGUCGACUGGCGAUCUGAUCUCGUCCAGAAAGUGGGCAAAGUUGUGAACACAAAGAAGACUAGCCCUGAUGGAUUUCAGUUGUCGAUUGAUGUCAUGACUAAUAUCUUCAAUGCUAAUGGAACACUGACGACAACGGUGGAUGGCAAGACUUACCGCCAGCCUGCGAAUGGUACUUAG
Messenger RNA from Fusarium vanettenii 77-13-4, 1890 nucleotides. RefSeq lists its product as uncharacterized. The transcript has a single exon. The record is from RefSeq and is a predicted model, not a curated record. The coding region runs from base 1 to 1890 and encodes 629 amino acids. Lineage: Eukaryota; Fungi; Ascomycota; Sordariomycetes; Hypocreales; Nectriaceae.